AUGGGCGAAGCUGCGGCCGGACCCGGUUUCGGGGACUUCGCAGAGAUGGAGAAGGAGGUGGUGGGGUGGCUGCUGACGCGGCGGGACGUCAAGGACUGCGUGGAGGUGGCCCAGGCUGGCAACGAGGAGGAGGCCACGGAGAUGCUCCUCGCGGUGGUGCAGGGCUUGCUGCAGGCGCAGCCGAAGGCGAAAGCCGUCACGAAGCGCGCGGCGAAGCGGAAGGGCUCCUUGCCCGGCCGCGCGGAGGAAGCUGAAAGCGGACAGGCGAAGCGCCGGUGGCUGGAGGACUGCACGCGGGCGCUGGAGGCGGACCGCCUGGAGUCGGAGGAGCUGCGCCGCGCCAAGUCCGCGGAGAUCCAGGAAGCUCCUGCGGCGCCGCCGCGGCCGGUGCCGCUCUUCUGGCGGAUCGACCUGCCGGAGGUGCUGAAGGUGCUCUCACAGCAGGGCGUGCUGCCUAGAAGCUUUCUGCCGGCGGCUCGCCAGGGCCUGGAGCUGUGGACACCUCACUUCCAGGCCAUGGGCUGCGCGGCCAGCACCGUGUCCAAGAGCGCCGUGUCGGAGAUCAACCCAGGAGUCCGUGACAAUUACUUCGUCGUGCUGCCGCAGGGCGACUCGGGCAAGCGGGUCUGCGAAGCUUCCAUCGACUUUGAGGAGCCUACGCGGUCUUUCGACUCCAUGCAGUACCGCCACUCGAGCCAGGACCCUGCCAAACUUCCACCGGUGGCGUCCACGCACCAGCGUCACACCAUCCGGAUGAAGCAAUUCCUGAAGGCCGUUCCGUCGCAAGAGGCCGCGCUCAGACGAGAUGUCUACACCCGGAGGUUGGACGUCUUGAAGCAUCGAUGGGCAGUCGAGACAUAA
This is a messenger RNA of Effrenium voratum, 861 nucleotides long. Lineage: Eukaryota; Dinophyceae; Suessiales; Symbiodiniaceae. The record is from the annotation of a GenBank genome assembly.